Messenger RNA from Panicum virgatum (switchgrass), 950 nucleotides. RefSeq names its product selenoprotein F-like. Lineage: Eukaryota; Viridiplantae; Streptophyta; Magnoliopsida; Poales; Poaceae. Gene Ontology annotation, molecular function: oxidoreductase activity. The transcript is spliced from 4 exons. The record is from RefSeq and is a predicted model, not a curated record. Gene Ontology annotation, cellular component: endoplasmic reticulum lumen. Bases 157 to 648 code for a protein of 163 amino acids.
CUUUCGGAAAAUAGGGAAGUAGGGAGCCCGGAAAGCGCAGUGCCAGCCUGCCGCUGCUCGUCGUCGUCGUCGACUCGUCGCGGUGGUGCUGGUGCUUGCGGCAGCAAGUCCAGGCCAUACGUUGGUAGGGGGAGAUCACAGCGGGAGGCGAGACGAAUGAUGGAUCGAUCUCUCUCCGUGGCGGCGGCCGUCGCCGCUGUGGCGCUCCUCUGCUUCUCCGGCCUCUGCCACGGUGAGCGGCUCGGGGCGCGGGAGUGCGAGGACCUGGGCUUCACUGGCCUCGCCCUCUGCUCCGACUGCAACGCCCUCUCCGAGUUCGUCAAGGACCAAGAGCUAGUGGAGGAUUGCCGUAAAUGUUGCACUGAGGAUUCAGAUGAUUCAAUCAGCAAGCUCACAUUCUCUGGUGCAAUUAUUGAGGUGUGCAUGAGAAAGCUGGUGUUUUAUCCAGAAGUUGUUGGCUUCCUCGAAGAGGAUAAAGAUGACUUCCCUUAUGUGGAAGCCCGUUAUUUGUAUGGUUCUCCACCAAAGCUCAUAAUGCUUGAUGACAAGGGAGAACAAAAGGAGACCAUAAGGAUCGACAACUGGAAGCGGGAGCACAUUCGGCAGUUUCUCAAGGAGAAAGUGAAGCUGGUGAAAUCAGACAGCUGAGUUCCUGCCAUAAAUGCCUGAAAAUUUCCAUGUUGACGUUUCAGUAACCCUAUGGAAUUUGGUACUUUGCAACCAAAAGCAGCUGAUAUGAGAUGUGCAUCAAAUUCUGUGUGACACCUGUACACCUCAAAUGUUUGUACAAGAAACUUCUGUAUCCUGUUCCAAUUAUAGUCUGGUAGCUGGGCAACUGGCACCGUGAUUCAUGAGAAUUAGUUGAUCUAGUACUACUUGUUUCCCGGAGCUAUAUAACUCAAUGAAGAGGGUAAAAGAAUCCAAAAAUUCUUUGGGCAUAUGCAUUUUCA